AUAAUAUUGACACAGUUCAAAGAGCGGCCGGAGGGGGGUGGGUGGGGGUUGCCCUGAAAGGAGAAUCCGGAGAGGAGAACGUCCACCGGGAGGACUGGUUGCUCCGGGGAGAGACCAAAAAAGGCGAAGGUUCUUCAUGUUCCCACCAAGCCAGAAUGGUUAAAGAUUACCGAGAUGUCAACACCUUGGAUACAGAGGAUGAUGGUGAAGAGGACCUCAAAAGAGUCCCCACAGAAUUUGCUCCUCCAUGGGGACGGCGUGUCUAUUCCGGCCGGCGCUUGAUCUUCGUUAUGCUCGGACUUCUUUGCAUCCUCGCCAUCCUGACUGUCGUCUUUGGCUUCACCGGGAGCAGUUUUCGCACCGAUUUGUUGACCAUGGAGAAGAAUUUACAAAAUGUCAACCAGACCAUCUUUGGGGCACUAGCCACUCUGAAAGAAAAGGAGUCCAGUGAUGUGAAGAGGCUCGUGAAAGUCGACCAGAUAAUAAAAAACCUGACGGAGGAAGUGAAGGAAGCAAAGACCCAGUUCGAGGAACACAUCUCGAAGCUGCGGGCCAGCACCCAUCUCCUGAAUUGCCGCCUGGAAGACAUCAAGCACAACCGAACGGGGAGCACAACCCUCUGCUGCCCCAAGGGCUGGCUUUCCUUCCGCCAGAGCUGCUACUGGUUCUCCACCUCGGAGAAGACGUGGGACGAAGCCAAAGCCGACUGUGAAAAUAAAGAUUCCCGACUGGUGAUCAUCACCAGCUACCAAGAGCAGGCGUUCGUGGCCCAGCAUACAAAGCCACGCAACACGUGGAUCGGCUUGCGCUUCACCAACGAGCGCUGGACGUGGGUGGACGCGACCUUGUACACGAUCCGCAGAAUGUGAGUUCCCUCGUGGGUCUCUCGGGG
Messenger RNA from Pogona vitticeps (central bearded dragon), 892 nucleotides. The record is from RefSeq and is a predicted model, not a curated record. Lineage: Eukaryota; Metazoa; Chordata; Lepidosauria; Squamata; Agamidae.